AUGGCGAGUAGUGGUAAAUUGAGUCGCGUUCAUCUCGGUCGUCGGCGGUCACCGUGGAGCAAUGAGCCCGACGAGUGCUCGAAGGAUAUUCUGGGCCACAGGGAAGCCCCGGGAGAUGAGGCUCCAGACCUCAACCACUUCCCAGAUGCCUGUCUUGGCAUGCUAGAAGCCCCGGGAUUAAUUCUCACCCGUGCUUGGCGUUCUCCUCCCCGCGAUCUGAUCGGAAUGACCCGGCAUCUCUACCACGAUGUCUUGGCGGCUGUAUCUGGCGAAUAUUUAGAUGAUCAGUUGGUCUUUUCUCGUGUAGGAGCCACUCCUAGCCGAUUGGGGCGAGUCUGCAAACUGAGAGGAUCCGGUGGUAGCAGACGACUGUCAUCGAUUUGA
Penicillium atrosanguineum is the source of this 384-nucleotide messenger RNA. RefSeq lists its product as uncharacterized. The record is from RefSeq and is a predicted model, not a curated record. The transcript has a single exon. The coding region runs from base 1 to 384 and encodes 127 amino acids. NCBI's taxonomy places the organism in Eukaryota, Fungi, Ascomycota, Eurotiomycetes, Eurotiales, Aspergillaceae.